UAGUAGCCAGUGCAGUGCAGUUCACUCAUUCCAUUUAUAGAAAAAAAAGAAAAAUGAUAUGCAGGUGUAAAAUUGCUUCACAUUACCAAACCACCCCAAAAGAGACACAAUUUUCAAGCUACAGUCUGAUGUUUUUUGUUUGCUAAUUUGACACAAAGGAUACAGCGUUAGGAACCGCAGCCAUAAUGCAGCUGAAUCAAUGCAAAAUGCAGCUAAUUUCGGCUCCAGAGAGCAACUUGAAGAACCAAAAUGGAACAAGAUCACACCUGGCUUAAUCAAGGAACGCAUACGGCGUCUCAAAUAAGAUGGAUCAUCCUGUCAUUAGCCAGACAUUAACACACCCAUAAAUGCCAUUACAAAUUAGAAACAGUGUCAAUACUUGCUACUAGUAACAUUUUAUCCACAUGCCAUCAAUCCCAUCCAUUUGUAAUCUGUGGACGAUUUCUUACAAAUAGCAACCCCUGCAGAUCAAACCGAGUAACCAAACACCAAACCGAUCCGAUCAAUCAAAUACUCCAGAUCAGGUUUCGUUUCAGCUUUUCAGUGGUUUCAGCCAUGGCUUCUCGCAGCAGCAGCAAGCUCACAGCAGCAGCAGCAAUGGUGGCAUCCAUCUUCUUCCUCCUCCUGGCACUCCUCCUCUCCACUCCCGGCAGUGCAGCGCACCCGAAGAAAUGCGGCGAGCUGCACAGCCCGCUGCCGCUGUGCGACGGCAGCGAGGGCGGCUCCGGCGCCGACGCCUGCAUCGCGUGGUGCAUCAACGAGGGCUACGCCACCGGGAAGUGCUUCGGCGGCGACAGCGGCUGCACCUGCCUGAGGCUGUGCGCGGGUGAUCGUCCGGCGAACGGCGGCCGGCCGGCCGGGGGCAGCAUGAAGGCGGCGACGGCGGCGCCAUGAACAGACACCAAAUGGGCCAAAUUUUGACUGAAAUUUGCAUCAGUUUUUUUUUUUUUCAGUUGGUGGUGUAUGUAUGUACUAUGUAUCACUGCCAAAGAAAGAUGUAUUAACUCUCUAU
This is a messenger RNA of Oryza brachyantha (malo sina), 1012 nucleotides long. RefSeq lists its product as uncharacterized. The transcript has 2 exons. The coding region runs from base 556 to 894 and encodes 112 amino acids. NCBI's taxonomy places the organism in Eukaryota, Viridiplantae, Streptophyta, Magnoliopsida, Poales, Poaceae. The record is from RefSeq and is a predicted model, not a curated record.